AUGUAAAAUAAUUAAUAAAAGCUAUAAAUGUCUAAUAAAAAUUAGUCAUAUAGCUUAGAUGAACUAAAUUAAAAUUUAAACAAAAUAAUAUAAUAAAUAAAAGAACAAUCUGAAAUUCAAAUACCUCUUUAAGAAUUAUAAUAAAUUCUAUAAGAAAAAAUUUAAAGCUUAGACGAAGAAUAAUUUGAAUUUAUGUUUAAUACAUUAAUAAAAGUAUUAAAUAAACUAUCAGUAUAUAAUAUGAAUUAUAAUAAUUUUGAAAAAGCCAAAAAUUUACUGAAUUUUUGUUCCUAGAAUACCAAAAAUACAUAAAUGAAAUUUUAUGUAUCUUUAAGGGCUUUAACAUUAAAUAAUUUAGGUUGUUUUUACAAAAGAGUUAAAGAUUUUUCUACUUCUCUCCAAACAUUGCAAAAAGCAAUUACAAUAUAAAAUUAAAAUAAUUGUACUUAAUAUAUUGGAUUGACAUAUUUAAAUAUUUCAGCAGUACUAAAUUAAAUAGGAGAACAUUAAUAAGCUCUUAAAAAUGCUGAAAGAGCAAUAUAAUUCCUUGAAAAGCAAUAUGAAGAAAAGAAAGAAAAAAAAAUUAUAGAUGAAGAGUAUAUUUAUACUUGUAACAAUCUUGCAUUAGCUUAUUUUAAUGCUGCUAACGAAUAGGAAUUCUUUUAAAAUAUUUAAAAAGCUGAAGCAAAUUAUUAAAGGGCUGUCCUAUUUUCAAGAGAAGGUAAAAAUGAAAAACUAGAGUAAAAAUUUAACUAAAUUUUAAAACUUUUCAUGGAUUCGAAAUAUAAAAAACAGCAAAUACAGAACAUUAAUUAACAAUAGCCAAAAAAAUAUAUAGACAAAAAAAAUAUUGAAAUAAGAUAAGUAUAUAUUCCUAAAAGUCUAAAUAAUAUUCCAAAACUAAGAAUGAAAUCUGCAGGUAGAAAACUAAUAUAUAUGAGAGAAGAUUAAGAAUUCUAAAAUGAAAUAAAAUCUCCAAUAAAAUAUAAAUAAACGACAAUAUAAAAAAAAUAUCAUACAAUAACUACAUAAAUGAUACGUAAUGUUAAAUAAAAUAAAAUAAUAUAUCAAACAAUAAUAGUAAUUAAAAAAAUAACUUAAUUAAUAAAAAUGAUUUCGAGAAUAGAAAUAUUAAAUUUAAAUCUUCAAGUUAAAAUGCAAGAAAAACAGGGGCAUAUACAGCAGCAUUAAAAUAUCAUAAAACAAAUUAAACAAAUAAUAAAAAAGAAAAAAAUGAUAAUAAUAAUAAUAAUAAUAAUAAUAAUAAUAAUAAUAAUAGUAAUAGUAAUAGUAAUAACUAUGUUACCAGAAAAUUUUAAAGUUCAUUUAAUAAAAUAAGAUCUUCUUCAACAAAUAGUAGGAAAAAUACAUAUAAUACAUAAUAUUUUUAAAAAGAUGUAUAAUAAUUAUUAUAAAAUAAUUUUUCAUAAUCAAACAUAAGCAAUAAUAAUAUAGAACAAUUAAAGUUAAAUUAAAUUAUCCAAUAAAAAAAAGAAAUUGAAUUAUAAAUUGAAAAACUGA
Molecule: messenger RNA, 1521 nt
Organism: Ichthyophthirius multifiliis
Lineage: Eukaryota; Ciliophora; Oligohymenophorea; Hymenostomatida
Exons: 2
Molecular function (GO): protein binding
Source: RefSeq, a predicted model, not a curated record